AUGCCGCCGGAUUCGAAUUCUCGACGCGGUGUUGCCACCACACUCCACUCAUCGCCUCAACCACUGGAUAUUGGGCUAUUUCCUGCCAUCUACACCUACUAUGCCCAAGGUUACGACCAGCGAAUGGCGACUGGUCAGGGGUUAAUUCAUAUUACGAAACGGAACUUUGGCUACUCUGUCGAGAUGUGCGGGAUCACAUUUACCACCACAAAUAUCGAGGCUAGUUGGCGAGCCACUAGGCUCCAUCCGCUCAAUCCAGAUAAAGUAUUGUCCCUGAUCAGCAGCCAGAGUGAUAUUUCCCCCCCCGGGGCAAACUGCAUCAGGAGAUACGUAAAGGCUCCAGUCUCUCUUCGCGCUAUUCGGCAAUCGCUCGCCAGUUCCGCAAGGAAGGGCCAAUAUAUCCAUAAGAUCCCUGAUAUCUUUCCUGUAGUCAGCUACAUCUGCAAUAGCUGGACUAUUAACAUGAUAUAA
Messenger RNA from Aspergillus tanneri, 471 nucleotides. RefSeq lists its product as uncharacterized. The record is from RefSeq and is a predicted model, not a curated record. The coding region runs from base 1 to 471 and encodes 156 amino acids. The transcript has a single exon. Lineage: Eukaryota; Fungi; Ascomycota; Eurotiomycetes; Eurotiales; Aspergillaceae.